Molecule: messenger RNA, 784 nt
Organism: Physeter macrocephalus (sperm whale)
Lineage: Eukaryota; Metazoa; Chordata; Mammalia; Artiodactyla; Physeteridae
Product: ethanolamine kinase 2
Exons: 4
Biological process (GO): phosphatidylethanolamine biosynthetic process
Cellular component (GO): cytoplasm
Molecular function (GO): ethanolamine kinase activity
Source: RefSeq, a predicted model, not a curated record
AUGGCUGUGCCCCCUUCGGCUCCCCUGCCGUGCUCGCCCUUUUACCUGAGGAGGCAGGCGCCUUGCCCGCAGUGCUCAUGGGGCAUGGAGGAGAAGGCUGCGGCCGGCGCGGGCUGCCGGGAACCGCCGGGCCCCCCGAGGGCCGCCGCCGUCCCGUGCUUCGGCAUAUCCGUGGACCAGGACGACAUCCUCCCCGGCGCCCUGCGCCUCAUCCGGGAGCUGCGGCCGCUUUGGAAGCCCCAGCAAGUUCGGACCAAGCGCUUCACUGAUGGCAUUACCAACAAGCUGGUGGCCUGCUACGUGGAGGAGGACAUGCGGGACUGUGUGCUGGUCCGGGUGUACGGGGAGCGGACGGAGCUGCUGGUGGACCGGGAGAAUGAGGUCAGGAACUUCCAGCUGCUGCGAGCACACGGCUGCGCCCCCAAACUCUACUGCACCUUCCAGAAUGGGCUGUGCUACGAGUACAUGAGGGGCAUGGCCCUGGGGCCAGAGCACAUCCGUGAGCCCCGGCUCUUCAGGCUAAUUGCCUUAGAAAUGGCAAAGAUUCACACCAUCCACGCCAACGGCAGCCUGCCCAAGCCCAUCCUCUGGCAUAAGAUGCACAAUUAUUUCACCCUUGUGAAGAACGAGAUCAACCCCAGCCUUUCUGCAGAUGUCCCUAAGGUCGAGGUGUUGGAACGGGAGCUGGCCUGGCUGAAGGAGCACCUGCCUCAGUUGGACUCCCCUGUGGUGUUUUGCCACAACGACCUGCUCUGCAAGAACAUCAUCUACGACAGCACCAAAG